GGUUAGCGCACUUUUUGUAUUACUCGUUACAGUUGUGGGUCUCUCUGGUCGUUUUCUUGUUAACAAAUCCAUUUUUUGUAUUAGUUUCAGUUUCGGUAUUUAAAAUUUCGCACAAAAAUCCAGGUUACUUACUCAAGUUUGCAAACCUGUGGUGUAUUGAUCAGUGUUGUCCAUCAGCAAUGUGUUAUUGUGCUCUGCCAGCAGAAACGUGGAUGCAGCCGAAGCACGUGGUGCUAAAAUCUGAACGUGGCAAACCUAUUGAUUGCUCUCCCAUUCAUUUGUAUUUUGAUCUUGCGGACUCAAUUGUUAAUCGAAGCUUUCCUAAAUUUAGGACCGACAUUUAUUAUGAAAGUUUAGUAUGGGCGUUGAAAUGUUAAAUAUGGAUAUCAUCAAAGCAAAUUUAAAUAACAUUACGGAUAACAGUUUCAAAAGGCCUGGAGACAAACCCAAAACUCUGAACUUAAUUCCUAAUAACGUACAUCUUGUUGUAAUAAGCAAGUUAUCCAUCCGAAAGAUUAUCCGUGUGAACUUACCACAUCGUUCAAAAAAUCUGUCUAUCUGUUUGAUAGUUAAAGAUUUUCGCAAAGAUGAUUAUGAACGCUCUACGGAAUCCUGGAAACGCCGUUGGAAUAUGGAUUUGAAGAAGUCCAAAUUGUCCCACUUAGACACACCUGAAGUAACAUUUUUACCACUGCGUGAAUUAAAAGUAGCCUACCAAACGUUUGCUGCCAAACGUCGAUUGGCUGCCACUUUUGAUAUAUUUCUUGCCGACAAACGAAUUGUUCAUCGUUUACAAAACAAACUGGGCAAAGCGUUCUAUCAGGAAGUUUCCGGAAAAUUCCCUAUCCCAACGUCAUUCUCGAACAACAACCUCGUAGAUACUGUUAGAAACCAAAUACAUACAUCUUUAUUCGUUAUUCGGGGUAAUGGGACAAGUGACAGUCUCAUAAUUGGGGAUGAUCUUUUUUCUCCAUCUGAGUUAAAAGAGAAUGUAAUAUCAGUUUGUGAAAAAAUCUGUACAGAAUGGCCAGGUGGUGGUUUGGCAAAUAUACGUUCUAUGUACAUUCAGAGUCCAGGUAUUUCCCUUCCCUUGUACUAUGACGAAACAGAGGUGCCCUUAACUACAAUAAGUGAAAAAUUAUCGAAUCUUCCUAAAUCUGCCCAUCGAAAAUCUCACGCACUUAUUAAGAAACUAAAAGGCACAGAUGGUGAGCCAAUCGUUAGUCAACCUAAAAAGUCACAAAGACUACUCAAAAGACUACCGAAAGAACUCGUUUCACAAAUUUCAGAUGAUCUUCCUUUAACAUCAGAUGAAAUCAAUACAAUUUUACGCAAACGAAAAUUCGAAGAUGGUAACAUCCCACAAAUGAAGCGAACACGAAAUAAAAGGAUUUCCCGUCGUAAAUUUGUAAAAAUAUAGUCUAUUUUUCUGGGUUAUUUUUAUGGUAAUAACAAACUGAAUAUCAGAGAAAUCAGCCUGGAAGAUUAUCUUUAUCUGUCUUGCAAUAAUUUUGUUGUCCACUUCUAUAGACCCUCAACUAUGGAAGUUAAGGACAUUAUUUUGAGUCGUCUUGGUACGUGCGUAUUAC
Schistosoma turkestanicum is the source of this 1589-nucleotide messenger RNA. The record is from the annotation of a GenBank genome assembly. NCBI's taxonomy places the organism in Eukaryota, Metazoa, Platyhelminthes, Trematoda, Strigeidida, Schistosomatidae.